AAGCACGAGCGUGCUUGUAUUGACUUCAAGGCUACCAGGGAAACUUGCUUGUUGUUGCAGGCGGUGAGAGUCGUCAGAACGUCAGUUAGCAGUAAAGCCAAGGUUUAACGUUAAUUUCAUAAUGGCACACUACAGAGCUUCAGAGUCCAAACGAGAGCAGUUUCGGAGAUACCUGGAGAAGGCUGGUGUCCUUGACAGCCUCACCAGUGUGCUGGUGGCAUUGUAUGAAGAGACGGAGAAACCCAACAAUGCACUUGAUUUCCUCAAGCAGCACUUGGGUGUGGCUGGCCAGGAGUCUGCAGACACUGAGGCACUCCAGCAGGAGCUAAGAGACAUGAGGCAGAGGUGUGAGCUGCUGGCCGAGGAGAACAAAGACCUCAAGAACAGGCUUCAACGCUAUGAGCCUACGCAAGAGGAUGGAGCUGCCGAAUAAAAAGUGACUCUGCUUUAUUGAAGUCAGUUUGUUAGAAACUACGAUUUUUAUGGCAAGCCAAAACCAACAACGGGAGGCAAGAGAGUUUAUGCACCUCUGUUCUUUUUUAUUUUCUUUAUACUCUGUUUAAAUAUUUAACUUAUUUUGUAUAUUUGAUAUAUUGAAAUAUAAUAGCUUUUGUCCCUUUAUGAUUGUCUCCUCCCUCUCAUAAAAGCAAACCCCCCUUUUCUGCUUUCAGUGUACUUCAGCCUACUGCAUACCAAUGCUUUGUCUCUAGUAAACAAACGGUAACA
Messenger RNA from Oncorhynchus mykiss (rainbow trout), 726 nucleotides. RefSeq names its product c-Myc-binding protein. Gene Ontology annotation, molecular function: transcription coactivator activity. The record is from RefSeq and is a predicted model, not a curated record. NCBI's taxonomy places the organism in Eukaryota, Metazoa, Chordata, Actinopteri, Salmoniformes, Salmonidae. Gene Ontology annotation, cellular component: nucleus. Gene Ontology annotation, biological process: regulation of DNA-templated transcription.